This is a messenger RNA of Klebsormidium nitens, 3123 nucleotides long. The record is from the annotation of a GenBank genome assembly. NCBI's taxonomy places the organism in Eukaryota, Viridiplantae, Streptophyta, Klebsormidiophyceae, Klebsormidiales, Klebsormidiaceae.
CUGCCAUGCGCGACUUCGCUAAGCAUUGUAGCAUUGGCAUCGGCUUGAGCUGCUCUGGAGGCACAGGUUGCAGCCGAGAAGAUUUCCCAAGAUCUUGAUCCCUUCUCUUGCCACGUUGACAGGCCAGCCAAAUGGCGGAGGUGCAGGUCUCAGCAGCAAUGGAGGAAGCUCCUCCAAAUGGAAAGUUGGGAGAGUUAGGAGAGUCAGACGGCGAAAACACCGACGUCAUCGCUUCUGUCACUCUGGCUGAAGUAGGAAGCUUGUUGAAAGAGCUCAACGUCGCCCUGCCUGCGUUGCAGCGUGUUCUUGAUAGAGUGGCUUCAGACACUGCUGGUGCAAAACGCAAACGAGUUUCUGACACUGAGGAGGAAAGCCGGCCAGCUAAGCAUGUAGUGACUAGCGCCGAUGGGAGAGACACUGUACCGCAGCAUGAAACACCGACAGCGACCGACUUUAAACUCCUGCCAGGCACUCCUGCGCAGGAAGCAGAAACGAUGACUCCUGAAGCGGAGACUGCUGUGCCAGAGGUGCCUGAGGACACCAAAAGUCCACGUGAUGGCGUAGAGGCCAUUGAGGAUAUGCCUGGGCAGUCUGAAAGCGGCACAAAUGGUGGUGCUGAUGGAGGAGUUGUUGCAAAGGAGGGCCGCACAUAUGAGACUGGCUUCUCUGAAGGUGCAGGCCCUCCUGAUGAGCAUGUGGACCAGCGAACUCCAAACGAGUCAGCAUAUGAGGUGGCACACCGCUCUGGCACACCGCUUCAAGCAGACACGCAUUCAGCUGAUGCAAGCGCUGACAGGGAAGGAGGAACCAAUCAGGGCAGGGGAAGUUUUCCAGACAACGGCGUGAGAAACAGUGUCAACAACGAUGAGGCUCUGUUGGACCGCACGUCUGUCAUCCUUUUGACACUAUCUCAAUUGGCCAAGGUGCGCGCUGGGCGGCCCCCAACCGAGGUGGAGGAUAACUUGAUGGCGGAGGCCUACGAGAAUGUCUAUCGCCUUGCGUCAAAAACGCUUCCAAACGAACUGGUGUCCAAACGGGCGAUUGACCACACACUGCGGAGCCUUGGUCUGCGUGAGGCUGAGGUCCAGGAACGUCCUGACGAGCAGGGGGAUCCCUCAGAGGCCCCAGAAGCCCGUAUCCCCAGGAAGGUCUCCCCCUCUGUGGCUGCGCUUACGGCUUUCGCGGCACAAGAGCUGCUGGCAAAGCAAACAGGCGCUCCCAGCCUUACGGCAGGCGGUGCUCAGCCGCCCGGAGCCCGCAGUCAAAUCACGCCUGCGACUGGUCCUUCAUACUCCCAGACACCCCCCUCCCAAACCCCUGCAAGGACCCCCCCGAAUGUUCGCUACGGCCCCCCCCUGGCCGGUCAAGUCACUCCCACGGAAGCGGCUGCCAUCGCAUUGGCAGCAGGGCAAGGCAAAGUCCUAACCGAAUUGGAUCAGCAACUCCGAGCGGCCGGUCAGCAAACGCCCUGGCAAGUGGGGAUCCCGACGGGGCUGCCGGACCGGAAAAGUGUGCAGAAGAAGAUCGAGGCCCACUUGCGCGAGCAACAGCAGCUGCUGACGCAGUUCCGGCAGGUGGAGCUGAUCGAGCAGCACGUCAGCGGAAAGCUAGCGGAGGUGCAACAGCAGCUGGAAGCUUACAUGGCGCAGGAACGCGAGGUGGAGGACCAGUCGCUGGCGAUGCUCAGAGAGGUUCAGCUGAAGCUGUCUCAGCUGCGGCAACAAUCGGUGGCCCUCCAGACGCACCAGCAGCAGCUGGCGAAGGCGAAGAAGACCAUUCUACAGAAGCACGUGACGAUUCAGACCGAGAAGCAGAUUCUGGCGACUGCCCCCUUCCUCUCCCCCCGCUCCUCCGUCGACUUUCCUGUCACGUGCCCCAUGUGCCACCAGCAAGAAACCGUCACCCACGCCAUCAUCGUCUGUGACGUCUGCGAGCGGGGGUACCACACACGCUGCGUUUUACCCCCCCAGACGCCCCCACUUCCGAACGACCAGGAAUGGGCCUGCCCGCUCUGCAAAGCGCAGGCACCCCCGGCUGCUCCUUCGGUGCCCGCGAGGUCAGCUGUACCGUUCCAGGGGGGUAGAUUUGCGGGCAGGGCGAGCCCCCUGGCCGUGCUCGCCGCGUCCCUGGGGGCGAGCGUUUCCACCGCGCCGGGGCGCGUUUUUCCGCCGGCGGGGGGAGCCGCCAAUCAGGGGACUUCAUCGGUCGAAAGGUCGGCGGACCUUCUUGGCAGCCGCGGGCGGCAGCGGCCGGCCGGCGAGGGUGACGUCAGCAGACCGCUCCGGGGUGACGUCAUCCGGGGGACCCCGGUUCUGGAGGGCGUCGUCAUGCAGCGGCCCGAGACGCCCCCGCUGUUGCUUCCGGCCGCCGAAACCCAUGCCCGGAACGGGGCCGAAGCGAGGCCUGAAGAGGGAGAUGGGGCUCUAGGAACGCCUGCUGACGUCAGCACCGCUCUCGCGCUUACGUCAGCGGGUCCAAGGUCGCUGACGUGGGUGGGGGGGGGGCUGAAGCAGGAGGACGGUUCGGUGCUGUAUCGAGAGUGCGUGCUGAACGGGCGGCAUUACCGAGAGGGGGACACCGUCGAGCUGCGGUCAGACACUACGGGGUCCCCCCCUUUCCUGGGAAGAAUACAGGCACUGUGGGAAGGCACCCUUCCCGGUGAGCAGCGUGUGCGCGUGACCUGGUGCUACGCGCCGUCCGACAUCCCGUCCGAAGUGGCCACGCCCGAGGCGUCCGGCGUCCGGGAGGUGUACGAGUCCAACCACAGCGACGACAACCCGGUGGGCUCCAUUCUGGGGCCGUGCCUACUCCUUCCUCAGCAGGCAUUUGAAGCGGAGUUGGAGCACCGACGGAUGGCAGGCAUCGGCCCUUUGUUCCCACCUCUGUAUUUGUGCAACUGGUCGUAUGAUGCCCGUUCAGGCAAGUUCUUGAUGAAGAACCAAAUGGCCUAGUCCAAUCUGGAGUCAAACUAAAGGGCCAAAACUGGUCUUCCGGGAUACAAGCGAGUCAGAGUGUUGUCGCAGUGGUGACUUUGUAGGCUGGUUCUUGAGGAGACAACCUGUCAACAUCCUCACGCUGUUCCUGUUUCUUUUCAAAUAAGACUGAAGUGUCCUAGGUCACUCG